CAGUGCUUCUAAUGAGGACACAGCUGGUCUCCACUGGAUCACCUGAUUUAGCCACUUUGAGGGAUUACCUGACAGGAGACUGGUUUAAGAUGCUGUUGCUGGGCAACAGGUCAGUUCUCUUCAUUUUUCUACCAUCUAGAGGAAUUCCGUUUUUUUUUUUUUAUUCCUUUAAGUCUUACCUCAGAGUGAAAAAUAAAGCAAAAGUCAGAUGUCCUAUUGACAAAUUAAAAAUACACAUUUUGUGCCCCAAUUGUGUCAGAAUGUUCAUAAAAACUGAGCAAAUUAACUCUGUAUGUCGUUAAUCCAAGACUUCCCUUAAUUUAGCAUCACCUUGAAUAGAAAAACCACUGAAGAAUAUAUUAUUGUAAAUGAAUUCAGGCGUGAAGGGGUUAAGGACCCCCCUCUGUUUUGAAGUUCUUCACACCUAGCAGCUCAAAUGAAGCCCGGGGUCCUCAGCUGUCUGUCAACAGCUGAGCCUCAAUAUUUACUUGCUUGCUGAUGGGACAUUGACUUGUAUGAGGCUUUUGGGAUAUUUUUAACUGUCCCUAAUGCCCCUGAGCGAAGUUGGCUCUGUGCAUUAGCAUAAUGCAACAUCAGUGGCGGGGAGUGAUUACGCUGGGGAUGAUUUUGUUGAGUGGAAAUGUGAAAUCUGAUUACCCUGUGUGCUCUCAGCUCGGCGGUGGGAGGGAGGGAGGGAGGAGGGCCGUGGAGGCAGAGGGAGCGAUGCCGGCUGGAGGAGAGAUUCAGAGGGAGGGUGGGAUUAAGAUACCAAUGUGCUGAGCCAAUGGCUUUUCCACAGAGCAGCUGGCUGGCAUCAGGACAGGCCGCGCGCAGGAAGAGGAUACCUUGCUUUCGCAGCGCGCUCGGUGCCGGACACUGAGGCCGACUUUCACGGGGCGUUCAUGGGAUGCACCAUCUAUGCAGCCAGCCCUAAGGCCCUGCCCGCUGACGAGGCCUCCGGCCAGGACCGGUACUACCCGCUCCCCCACUACCACCACCCUCAUGGUAACUGCAGUCAGAGGAUAGCAGCCUGCAGAGCCAGGGCCCGGAGCAUGACGGAGCAGCAGGAGCCGGCCGAAGAGACGGGCCUCCUCUCAACGCAGGACCUGGACCCCUCCAAGGACGACGGCACACACGGACACUUCAGGUUUCACUUGGUUGAAGACUUGUCCUAUGAAGAUGUGAAGAAAUGCUACAGAGGCUCGUGUGUCUCUUGCAGCGGUUUGCUCCAGGCCUUGGAUGUACGCGAGUGUGUGUGUGAGUACGGUGCCAACGUGCUGAGCCUGGUGCAGAGCUCGCGGCCAUUGAGGGAGAGGGUGUUUCCUGCGCCGAGCGGAGCCGGAGGCGCCGGCGGGACCGCUGCUGUGCAGGCAGGCCGGUCCACCAAGGAGCUGCUCAUGACUCUGCCCUGUCCCUCUGCACAGACUGUCAGCAAGUACAACUCGCAGUACCACAAACUGUUCCCAUGCGUGCCCAAGGAUGAAAUUCUUAUGAAAGUGUACUCCUGUGCUCUUCUCAGAGACAUCCUCCUGCAGGGCCGCCUCUACAUCUCCAGACACUGGCUGUGUUUCUACGCCAACCUCUUCGGCAAGGACAUCAAGGUGGCAAUCCCUGUUGUUUCUGUUAGGCUGGUGAAGAAACACAAAACAGCCGGCCUGGUGCCCAACGGCCUGGCAAUCACCACAGACACCGGGCAGAAGUAUGUGUUUGUGUCGCUGUUGUCACGGGACAGCGUGUACGACGUCCUCCGCCGGAUCUGCACUCACCUGCAGGUUGACGGGAAGAGUCUGAGUUUGAAGCAGUUCAUGGAAGAGCCCACCUUAUCCCUGGAUGAGUUUCCAGUUCCAGAUGAGUUCCCGGUGGUCGAUGAGUUCCCGUCGGUCCUGAAGUGGAGAAGGAAACCCUCCGUGGUUUCCGUUUCCUCCUCUCUGCCAGACCUCCUGGGGAACUCCAGCGGCGGUUUGGGAGCAGCAGACACCGUCUUCAAGUCAGAGCCGCUGGAAGAGCGAGGCCUGCAGACAGACAGAAGUCUUUUAUCAGAGCCGGUGGCAGAGCUGGGCCAGAUGGAGUACCAGCUGCUGAAGUUCUUUACCCUGCUCAUCAUCCUCCUCAUCCUCUCCUCCUGCUACCUGGCGUUCCGCGUGUGCAGCCUGGAGCAGCAGCUCUCCUUCCUCAGUAAUCCAAACCUGCCCCUUCGAGAAAGAUAACCGCUGCUCUCCGUCCCUCUGCCUGCUGCCUCCACUCCUCCUGCUCAGAUCACACCAGCUCCCAGCCAAACCAGGAGGAGGAGGACGACCGAUGAGUCCGGCUCGCCGCCUCAUCUGGACCGUCUUCCCAUCUAGUGGUCACUUCCAGACUAUGCAAACAGACUGUAGAUAGGUCUAAGUAGAAAGUAGGUGUUUAGAUGGUGAGGCGGAGUCAAGUCAGGGUGUGAGGAGAGAGAGAACAGGGAUCAGAGAUACUUGAAAGGUGAAAGUGAAGUAUGUGUUAUUCCAUGUCCAUCCUUCUGACCCAACUGUGUUUUUUAACUUUAAAGAUUAGUUGCAACAAUGCACUUUUUUAAAACCACGUAUUUGUUCGUUUAAAUGUAUGUAACAUAAUAGAGCUGUUGUUGCCUUACUGAAGGUACUCUGUAGUCCUUUUUGAAUGUAUUUCAGGAUGACUGUAAUGCUACGUACACACCGGGUUUGUGAUGCACGUUCAAGAAACACACUAAACACACUUUCUCUGGCCCCUGAUGUUCACACUGGGCUGUCGCUACCCGAUACUAGUCUGCCAUCUACAGCUGGAGGAGGCCUAGUGUGAAAUAUCAAAGUGGUGAAUGUGGCUCCUUUUUCUAUCACAGCUCUAUUUGAUAGAAUAAGGACUUGGUCAGUGGUGGACUUAGCAUGUGGGGCAAACAAUGAUAUGGGAGCCUCUGUUUCAGUUGCAUAAAUCUUUGUUUAUUAUUAUUGCUUAAUUAUUAGUCUGAAAACGGCCCAAUCUGGCAACACUGACUGCUGGAUAACUUGUAAAGCUAUGUCCGAAUUCCUUCCCCACAUAUGUUCACCAUUUUCUAUGCUGUCUGAAUUCCAAAAUCGAGUCCUCUAGAAAUUUCCCAGAAUUCUUUGUGAAAAACUAGCGUGCAUUGAUGCUCACUA
Messenger RNA from Oryzias melastigma (Indian medaka), 3140 nucleotides. It is a transcript of the gene gramd2aa, whose product is annotated as GRAM domain containing 2Aa. Gene Ontology annotation, molecular function: phosphatidylinositol-4,5-bisphosphate binding. The transcript is spliced from 12 exons. Lineage: Eukaryota; Metazoa; Chordata; Actinopteri; Beloniformes; Adrianichthyidae. Gene Ontology annotation, cellular component: extrinsic component of cytoplasmic side of plasma membrane; endoplasmic reticulum membrane; organelle membrane contact site. Gene Ontology annotation, biological process: regulation of store-operated calcium entry. Bases 903 to 2207 code for a protein of 434 amino acids. The record is from RefSeq and is a predicted model, not a curated record.